AUGUCUCAAUAUCCCCCAACUCGUCCCUGGAAAGCUCCCAGCUCCAUUGACCGGGAGGACGAGUCAGUACUCCUUUACAAAGAUGAACGCGAGCAAUGGUAUCGAGACCAUCCACAUGUAGUUCCUCAGACCGCAAAGAGGAGUGGCAAAAAGAGCCUACGUCCCUUUGCAGACCGGGGUCCCAGCAUGGCUGAAAGUCUUCGUGGCAUUGCGGAACGAGGUGCAGCUCGCCGCAAUGGAGCUACCGUGAACAAGAAUAAUACUUCUACCAAACCAUUGCCACCGAUUCCCCAGGAAUCUUCUGAGCCGGCCACCACAGUUGGCCAGGAGGGUGUCUUCCAACGUUCUGAUAGUGAUCUCAACAAAAUGAACAUUCGUUACGUGCUUAACGGAUCGGACAUGCAAGGCCACCAGGCCAAAACUUCAUUCUCCCAACAAGAAGCUUCUCAGCCUGCUACCGAGGUUGGCCAGGAUUCAAUCGCCAAUGGCUCUGUGCACUCUAGUGUAAAGAUGAAUCCGAAUUUGCUUCUCAAGGAGACCAAGCUGCCAGGUUACUCGGACGAGACUCCACCACCCAUUGUACCCAUUUCGGAUAGCCACUACGACCCACAGGCUGUUUACCACAUCCAAUCCUCUGUCCACCGUGGCUUGGCAUUGGCUGCUCUAAGUUGUGCUUCUCCACCUGAGGCCUCUUAUGCCGAAGCCAAUUCCAGUCCCCACCACCACGGUCAUAGUGCAACUUCGUGGUACGAAGAUUCACCACCAGAUUCCCCAGCUGCAGGAGCUCCCAGUGCUACCCCAGUGCGCGAAAUUCAGCAAGAAUGCCAAUUCACGGCAGUGGAUAAUCCUGCUAUUCGAGUGCCUGAUCAAGAUUUCACUCCAGCGCAGUUCCCAACCAUCAAGGAAAUGCUUGCCUUGAUCGAUCGGGAGAAGGAAAAUUGCCGACCUGCAAAUGAAGCUCCCAAUCCAGGAAGUUCAUCUUCUGCUUAUUGUCUCGCUCCUCCCAAUUCGGCAUCUACAAAUAUCUACCAUGCGGAUCAAACAACUGGUUCUGAUUACCAGGCUCCUGGCUUUGUCAUUCGUAAUGCUGAGAGUCCCCAAUUUGCGAGCCCCGGUACUAUUCAAGAAGUUACACCUACGAUGGCUAUGUGGACCCCAUCGCCUUCUUGUCUCAACGGAUGUUGUGCUUCUGAUAUGCCGCCUCAAGAGCCACCCGUGCUGGCUCCGUCUUCUCCUCCUUUCGUUCCUCUCCAAGAGAUUUCUGCUUGGGAUUCGGACAAGUCCGACAAGGUUGAUAAUGGUCGCCUUGUAUUGGUUGGACAUCCAAUUCUUCGGGAAUUUGAACUCGGUUCGGACAUCUUCGACGAGAAUGACAGCAGCGUCACUGUAACCUUCGAAGCUCAGGUUGAUUGGGACGAUACUACUCCUGAUUCCCCUCUGCUGGACUCACCUCCGUCUCCAGUUCCAUCCCCUCCUUCUCCCGAGCGUCGUCCCAGUGAUCCCUGCGAAUACUCCUAUCCCUAUGCCCCUCGGGUUGGAAUCUCUCCAUCCUGCAACAUUCCCCUUGAUCCCCGCCUUACGGAGCCUCUUUUCCGUCCGGACUACAUGUCAUCUCCUACCAGCUACCCAGCAUGGUUGAGACCAACCGACAUGGACAAUGUCGACCAGUCUCUUGUCCCACCGCAUUUGAACGUUACAAAGAAGAGUCCUACCUUCGUCAUGGAUGUCCCAGUCCAUGACGUUUCCCAGCAUCAGACGGCCGUUCAUGCGUCUGAGCCUACCAACGAAGAACGUAGCUAUGCAGCUUCCUUCGUCGGCAAUGAGUCCAGUGUCAACACCCCCUCCAGCUAUGCAACUCUGAGUCGUGCCAGCCGAAGCCCCGAUGUCUCCAGUUCUGAGGGCUCCGUGGACUCUCGUGGAACCAAGCGCAAGCGAUUUACCAAGAACCUCUUUGGUAAGAAAGGAUAUCUUGAAGACAAUGAGGGACCACGCGACCAGAAAUUCAAAUUCAUCAAGGGGGCCCUCCAAAAGGGACAUUCAACCAUUGGCAGUAUCAAGGGAAUAUUUUGGGAUGAGAACCGAGCUAUGAUCAACCCAUCCAAGCCUAGCAUCGUCACAGAGAACACUGCGCCCAUUACUCUGGGCACCGAUGUGCAAUCAAUUCUGUACGCUGAGAUUGAGAACAUGAUCACUCACGCGGCCAAUGAAUUCCUGAUGAAGGAGUAUUAUGAUGGCCACCUCACUACCAGUUCUCUCAACAAGGUGAAAAGACGAUGGGAAAAGAAGAACAUGCCCGGUGUCCCUCAAUUCCGCUUCGACCAAUACACCCAGUACAAGCUUAUCAGCGCAAACCGGGACAAUCUCAACUUCGGCAAAGCGAGCAAUGGCAUUCCGCCAUACAUUGUUCUUCGCAGCUGGAAAAAGAUUUGCAAGAGCAUGUCCAUCCGCACCUUUGUGGCCCCGGAUUCGGUCGUCAAGAAGCAUAUCCACGAUAUCCUGGAUUUGCUGGAGAUUUUGAAGGCCCAUGAGUGCCACCUAGAGCUGAUCAUGGCUCUCGAUGCGCACGUUCGUGGAGAAAUAAAGAAGCAUGAGGUGAUGCAGCGCUACCGAGACACUCAGAACUCGGCAAGCUCUCGCUCUUAA
Molecule: messenger RNA, 2643 nt
Organism: Penicillium griseofulvum
Lineage: Eukaryota; Fungi; Ascomycota; Eurotiomycetes; Eurotiales; Aspergillaceae
Exons: 3
Coding region: 1-2643 (880 amino acids)
Source: RefSeq, a predicted model, not a curated record